UAUACACACCAUCUCCUUCCCCAUUUCGUCGAAAGACUCAAAGGCCAUCUAUCCCUCUCAUUUUAUAUCAACAUGGACUUCUCUUCUUCAAAGAAAACCUUGAGAAUUUCAUUAGCAGUAGCUGAUGCAGCAUCAUGUUACUGUGCUAUUGUCCUAUUAUGCCUAAUAUUAUUGGGGUCUAUUAGAGAGAGUUCUAUCACAGAAGAGCCUGUCAAGGGGAACCAGUUUUUUGGCAGACCUUGUGAUGAAAUAUAUGUUGUUGGAGAAGGGGAGACCCUCAACACCAUCAGUGAAAAGUGUGACGACCCGUUUAUAGUGGAGCAGAACCCGCAUAUCCAUGACCCAGAUGAUGUUUAUCCUGGACUUGUUAUCAAGAUCACCAGUUCAAAGUCAAGGAAGAUGAUGAAGAGGUAGUUCUUGGAGAUGAGAUAUGGCUUCUUGAUAGGAAUACAUAUACCAAAUUAAUCAGCAUGCUUGUUUUUUUCAAAAAAAACUUCUUACACACAUGCUUUAAUUUCUAUUUAAUUUUAUUUACUUUGUAAUAGGAAAAGAAAUAUAUAUAUAUAUAUAUACCAUACAGUUUUCAAUAAGUUCAAAGCUUCAAUUGGGUCCUUGGUGUCCUUUUGAGAUUAGAGAAAGGUCUUUUUGUAGUUCCAUUUCAUUUUAUUAUACUCCUUCUGUAUAUGUGAGAGAGAUACAUCUACUACUCAUGCAUCCUCUACACUCUCUGUAUAAAAUGAUUCACAGCUAUAGCAAAUUUAUUUGGGAUUGUCCUGAUC
This is a messenger RNA of Populus euphratica (Euphrates poplar), 779 nucleotides long. RefSeq lists its product as uncharacterized. The coding region runs from base 73 to 414 and encodes 113 amino acids. The transcript has a single exon. The record is from RefSeq and is a predicted model, not a curated record. NCBI's taxonomy places the organism in Eukaryota, Viridiplantae, Streptophyta, Magnoliopsida, Malpighiales, Salicaceae.